This is a messenger RNA of Culex quinquefasciatus (southern house mosquito), 874 nucleotides long. RefSeq lists its product as uncharacterized. The transcript is spliced from 6 exons. The record is from RefSeq and is a predicted model, not a curated record. The coding region runs from base 52 to 816 and encodes 254 amino acids. Lineage: Eukaryota; Metazoa; Arthropoda; Insecta; Diptera; Culicidae.
GCCGUUUAUUGAUAAAGUUGCUUUCACAAGUGCAGGUUGUGCCUUUCCGGGAUGAUUAAGUUACAAAGUUGUCUAAUAUGUUUAGUGGUUACCUUAUUGGGUGCCCAAGCUGCCCCAACCGAGCUGACCGGCGAAGGUUCCAACGGAGAUUCUGUCGCUCCAAAUCCGUAUCAGGAGUUAUUCCUCAAUGAAUACCGUUCGGCGUGUCUGCAAAUGAGCGGCUCAGAGGCGGGUUAUCUCAAAACGGUUUCCGCGUUCCGUCCGGCCACGAUGUGCUUCGUGGAGUCCGAAGGGGUGGCGGAAUUUAUGCUGGCAAUUAGGCAGAAUGGUUCGACCAAGGAGGCACGCACAGCUAUCAUCGAUCGAUAUUUUCCUGCGCUGAAUCGAUCAUUGGAAUGUUUUAACGACAUUGUUGAAGGUGCCGCCAUGUGCAGUGGUGAUGAUCUGAGUGUUUCAAAAGAGAUUUACUCAAAAAUGAUGACUAACUAUUUAGAACUUUUGUGCAAGGAUGGAGGACAGUUUGUUUUUGAUUUUCAAAAGGAAGAAGUUCAGUUGUGUGUUUCCAACAUCGUCAGACAGGCCGAUCAUUGUAAAAUGUACGACAACAUGUUCAAAAAGCCAAUUUCUCAGUUUAAGGAACGAGAAUGCAGAAUACUUAAGCAAUCAAAAAAGUGCCUAAAAGACCUGGCUGAUCGUUGCCAAGAAAUUAGCGUCAUGGACGUGUUUAAUGCAGCCUACAAUCCAAUAGAAGAAGCUUCUAAAUGCAACCAGUACGAUGAUGAUGAAGCUGACGAGGAAGAAGAAAAUGCAGUUUGAAGUAAAUCGCUUAGAAAUUCUAAAUAAAAUCAAUAAACCAAACUUCCACGAACAACUU